CUUCACGGCACUGCGUAGCGCGCCAAGAUUGCGAAGUUACCGGAGAGGUGACUCUCCAGUGUACAUUUACAAUGUCUGCUUCUACGGCGACCAGCGAUCUUCAGACCUCGGGAAUGCUAUCGAGGGAACAGUUGCUGUAUCUCUUCAAUCGCUUCUCCGUCCUCACCUCCCUACCAGACGUGAAGGAACGGAUAGCUGUCGCUGUGAAGAAGGAUAAACAGGAAGCUGUUGCUGUGACCACUGCAAUCCAAGAAGAAAUACUUCUGGAAAUGGGAGUUGAUCCAAGAUUUGGCAUUGCUUGCUUGGGUAAAGUGAAUAUGAUUUAUGAAAAUGACCAAGACUUGAUGAUCCGGUUUUAUGGAUUUGUUGCAAAAGAAGAGAUGGCUUGUGAUGAAGCUGAGCUCGAGCAUGAUGAAUUUGCAGAAAAGAUGCGCUUUCAACACAAGCUGCAAGAAGAACAACUAGAGAUGCUAAAGCACAUGCGCAAAUUUCACAAGGAGGACCAAUCUGCUAUCCUUGAGAUGUUGCACCAGCAGAUGGAGAAUGCGAAUUUUGAGAACAGUGCAGCAAUUUUGAACCCUGAGCUUAUUCAAGAGAUCAUUCGGAGAAAGAUAUCACCAUCUGGAAAGACAAGUUAGCUCAGGCAUUCCAUAUUUCCAUUGGGAUACUCAUGCAAUUUUUCCUGCUCUGCUUUAUAGAAUAAAUCUGGUAGAAAGACCAUACUGACAGA
Messenger RNA from Telopea speciosissima, 730 nucleotides. RefSeq lists its product as uncharacterized. The coding region runs from base 72 to 638 and encodes 188 amino acids. The transcript is spliced from 8 exons. NCBI's taxonomy places the organism in Eukaryota, Viridiplantae, Streptophyta, Magnoliopsida, Proteales, Proteaceae. The record is from RefSeq and is a predicted model, not a curated record.